Messenger RNA from Limulus polyphemus (Atlantic horseshoe crab), 3596 nucleotides. RefSeq lists its product as uncharacterized. Lineage: Eukaryota; Metazoa; Arthropoda; Merostomata; Xiphosura; Limulidae. The coding region runs from base 531 to 1355 and encodes 274 amino acids. The record is from RefSeq and is a predicted model, not a curated record. The transcript is spliced from 2 exons.
UGAAUCGGGGAUGUCUUUUUCUCUCAAUCUCUCUGUGUUUAUGGUGAGUUUGCUAGGUGCAGGCAAGAGUUACGUUUAAAGCGCGUUUCACCUACGAAAACUUUGUGUUCCUCAAAACAAUCCAUUCUUUUAGUUUUCUCAAUCUUCCAAAGCAAUUGUCCAGUUUCUCAAAACUGAUAAUUUCCUUUUUUUGCUUUCAUUUGUGAAGACUGUAGAGGAAGCAGUAUAAUUCAUCGUGAAAUAACACUUGCUGUGUGCGUCUGGUAGAGUUUCUGGGCUUUAACAUUUUGUUACAUUUACCUCACUAAAGUCUCCCUUAUUAAUAAAGCAACCACCCCUGUAUAUAUAUAUAUGUGUGUGUUUUGUGUGAAAAUGAAGGGUUAGAACAGUAGGCUUAGCGCAAGUGUAGGACACCGAGGGCACUCUAAAGUCUUAUGUAAGUGUAAAAAAAAAGUACUUAUAAUGUUUUAAAGUCAUAGAGAAGUCGUAUACUAUAUUGAGUUACCAAGUUAAAACCAAAACCAAAACACAUGGAAGCUGAGACACGCCUUUCAACUCCGACCGAGUCAGAUGCUGUAAGUGUAGCAGUAAUGACAAUCGUGUCCGGUGGUCUGUCCAGUUCCUUAUGCGACAAGGGGGUUCAAGUUGAUGAACCUCGUAGAAUAAGCAAUUACGAACACGUUAAUGGCGAAUAUCGCGAACCUCCGGGUACAAAAAAUCUUUUGUGGCGACAGGACAGCGAUCGAAGCGAUUCGGUUCGAUCUGUCGAUCAACACACCUCUAACAGUCAGAAAAGCAGGCGCUCGGGGCAACGGAAUAGCCGCCGUCUGAGACGGUCGGUCUCGGCUAGAGAAGGGGAACGUGCGAUACCUAGACCUAAAGUAAAUAGAAGUAUCAGCGAGAGAAGAGAACAUCCGAAUCGGCAUCACCGACGAGCGUCCCAGCGUGGGAACCAGCGCGGUCGUAGGACGUCUAAUUCUGGAAUAGACGAUCCUAAUCAUCCCUCAUUUCAAAACGCUCUUAAAAACAACGACGACUUUUCUACACACGGAAGCGGAAAAAUAAAUGAAACAGUAGCUGUUGAAAUAGGCUUAGCUGAAGCUAAGGGAGUGAGUCCGAAGGAAACCCGCAGACGACAAAUAGUUUUUGCGGUCGUCCUCAUUUCCCUGGGAAUUCUCACAGCCAGCGUUUUGUUAGUAGCUAUAACGUUAUUGAUUACACCAGCAACGGACAAUGUAGUACGUAAAGAAAACCAAGAAAUCUACCGUGUAUGGUCUUCCACCUCUGCGCCACAAGAGGGCGCUCAGGGUGCUAUCUUCAACCAAACCGUUAGUUCUACCGGGCGACCAGGAUGAUUAUCUUCCACUUCAAAGUAAUGAACGUUUCGUUUACUUUAAAAAGAGGACACUUUUACACCGUAGAACAGCUUUCUAAAUGUCAUCAACCGAGUACCGUGUUUUUACAACGAUAUCAUAAUAAUUGCAUCGCAUAGUAACAAGAUCAUGGCUUCCUAGAUUAGAUAACUAUAUAGCACUUUGUUAAAGACUGGAGCGCUGCCUAUUGGUUUUCGUGUGAACGAAAAUUGUAUAUUAAGAUAGUUUCGUAAUAUCGUGGUUUUGUUCCAGUUUCACGAAUAGAAUUUGUAAAUAUAUACAUAUGAAUAUAUAUGUGUGUGUGUAUACUGGUGCCUUUAGGUGCUAAAAUCAAAUAAGCCUAGUCAAAUAACAUAGCGAUAGAACAAUAUAAGUACUGAAAAUAGUAUAUUAUUUUGUAUCUAUUGUUAAAAUGUUUUAAUUUUGUUUAUAGGAGCAUAGAAAGUAGUAUUAGAAAUAGCACCUCGAUGGGUGCUGUGGGUGCUUUCGCCAAGUAAUUUACUUGGUCUAAGUCAUCCUUUCAUUCCAGUUUUGUAGCUAAAUAAAUAGAUAUUCUACAUAUUAUCUAAAAUAUUCAAAUAUUUCGUAUUUUAAUUAAUCGUUGUUGUCUUUCCAUUAAACGAUAGUUUUAUUUAUUCAAAUCGUCGAAGAAUCUUCUUGUUUUUUAUUAUAUAAAAAAUCAACGUUAUGGUAACGAAGAGAUCCUAGUUAAGGAGGGGUUGUAAGUAAAUAUCACGAAGAAUGUUACUUUCAACCGUACAGUAUAUACAAUUUCUUUCCUUUUUCUGUCGUUGUUAUUUUAUUAGUAGUAAUUAUCAACUCCAUGUAGCACUGGCAUUUUAUUGUUAAGUCAAACACAUUAUGUAAAUUUGCUAUAAAGUAAAAGGAGACUUUGUAAUAAAUUUGAAAGCUAUGUAUUUCAACUAUUAUUGACUGAAAACUAAAAUAUUUGAAAAAUCUUGCUUAAUUGUAAAUUUAAUGCAUAAAGGCACCACAAACCUAGUGAUUAAAUAUCUGGCUUUUUAGGUAUGAAGGAUCACAGUCAGAAUGUAUGCUACUUUAAUUGUAAAGCACAUUUUAUUUUGAGUAUUUUCCUUUUUUCGAGCUUGUGAAGGCCCUUUUUUUUCUUAAAAAACUAUCUUUUCUGCCUUUCCAAUUUCAUCGCUACUCUUAAAGAUAGAAUGAAAAAAAACACACACACACAAUAAACACAACAACAGAAGUUUGAAUGUUGAAAAAUAGCUUAAUAAUAAUAAGAAUUUUGAAUUUAAAUGUUAUACAAUAUCAGCAACAGAGAAAACACUUCAAUUAAUUUCAUAAAUAUUAAUUUAUAGAAAAAUAUAGGUUUAUCGAUUUUUAAUAUAGUGCCACUUACAUUUCCUUUUACACUGACCGACAUAGUAAAACAAAUAACUUGUCGAAAGACAUUUAUGUAAGGAAAAACAGCAACAACAAAAAAAAUAAACACACAUACAUGGCAGGCUUAACGAAUCACUCGUUCGUUACUUUACCACUGGCGUUGUUUUACGUUACAGAAGGUAAACAUAGAUUUGUUGUAAACAGUAUAAGAUUAAUGUUCACCUCUCGCUGAAGGAUGUUUCGCAUGCCCUCUUUUCAUCACACAGUAAAUAUUUUUUCCCACACAAUUGACUUGUUUAUAAUAGAAAAUAUUCUACAACUUCUAAGUCACGAAUCAUUUGUGUUUGCGUGACCAUCAAUAACAAAAAAUAACAGCAUAUCAUUAAGCCUAUCGUUAUUGACUUUUUAGACUAAAUUUGUUAGCGUAAAAACAUACAUUUUUAUGAUGUUAUAAAAUAACUAUCUUAACCUAUCAUACCGUGGAAUUUGUUUGUUUUAACCCCAAAACUGAACUAGGCCAAGUUUAAUUUUGUUGUUUGUUUUCAAAGAGAGUAAAUGAAUCAUUCUGAUUGGGUAUAUAUAUCUAUAUUUCUUGUUCUAUUCAAGUAUUGAACUGAAGCAUACAAUAUCUACAGAGAAUUAUUUUUAAGCUGGAUUCCAGGGUUUGUAUUACAAGAAAAAGUGUCCACACUUCCAAACGAUCGAACGGAAUUACAACUAGUGUUUAAUUUCAUUGCUCAAGAUGUAUAAAACAUUUUAGAUUGAUGAAAAAAUACAAUGAUAUCGAUUUUACUGCAGCUUAGAUUUUAGUUAGCAUCUUCUUGACGUGUGUAAAUAGGAUAAUAAAUAGUACAAUACAUUAUU